AUGACUUCCCAACCCAUCACUUACCAUUAUCUCGACAUUGGCCGGCUAGGCCGCGGAGAGGUUGUGAACCUAUUCUUAAAAGACGCGGGGUUGGACUACAAGGAUGUCCGCUAUCCCUACGACGACACCUGGCCGGCAACCAGCAAAAAGCUGCGUCAGAGUGGACUUACCAGGACCGGUCUACUACCUGCCCUUGAGCAUGGCGGUUCUGUGCUCACCCAGCACAUUCCAAUUCUGCGUUACCUUUCUCGUGAGCUCGGUGCUUACGAUGGUAACACCAACUGGGAGAAAUACCUGGUUGAUGCGGUGGCGGAUAUCUACAUUGACUGGAGAGCUCAAUGGGUAGCCAUCCUGAAAGGAGUGACCGAGUCCUACAAGAAUGAGAUUGUGCCCGCGUACUAUGAUCUCGUCGCUCAGUAUUACUCCGAUGUCGAUGGACCUUACCUGCUUGGUGACAAGAUCACCUAUGCCGACUUCGCAGUUUACCAGUCUAUUGACAAUGAUACUAGAACCGGUACCAUUCCGGAUACUCUUCCCCCGGCUCUCACUAAAUUUGUGGAGGCCUUUGAAGCGCGGCCAAACAUUUCUGCGUUUAUCAAGGAGACCCGGCACACAAAGGCAUAG
Messenger RNA from Penicillium expansum, 624 nucleotides. RefSeq names its product glutathione S-transferase. The coding region runs from base 1 to 624 and encodes 207 amino acids. Lineage: Eukaryota; Fungi; Ascomycota; Eurotiomycetes; Eurotiales; Aspergillaceae. Gene Ontology annotation, biological process: glutathione metabolic process. Gene Ontology annotation, molecular function: glutathione transferase activity. The transcript is spliced from 5 exons. The record is from RefSeq and is a predicted model, not a curated record.